Dentiscutata erythropus is the source of this 180-nucleotide messenger RNA. The record is from the annotation of a GenBank genome assembly. Lineage: Eukaryota; Fungi; Glomeromycota; Glomeromycetes; Diversisporales; Gigasporaceae.
GCACAACAUAUUUUUAAUGAAUCCAAGGCUUUUCAUAAUCGCUUGAAAUUUCUUGAAAACAUGGAAUCCAAAUUAAUGCUGGUUGAAAAAUUAGUCAAAGAUAUCUUGCAAUAUAAAAAAAGACAUACACUUCCACGAACAUGGAAGGAUAACAAUGAAAAUACUCAAUACUAUAGAUAA